Uncinocarpus reesii 1704 is the source of this 363-nucleotide messenger RNA. RefSeq lists its product as uncharacterized. The record is from RefSeq and is a predicted model, not a curated record. The transcript is spliced from 3 exons. The coding region runs from base 1 to 363 and encodes 120 amino acids. Lineage: Eukaryota; Fungi; Ascomycota; Eurotiomycetes; Onygenales; Onygenaceae.
AUGGCCGCAAACUCUCACAAGCCCGCCCUUGUUGACGGUACCCUGCCUACUUCCUCCGGCUCCUCGGCGUCCUCAGUUGUCACGAAGCCUAUCAAAGGGACUACAAAGCCUUGUUUUGGGCACGGAAUAGCCGGUUGUCGAAAAGCAAACUGGUCACGGGAAAUGCAACGAUUCUUGAAACGAAGAGCACUUUACCGCCAUUUUCGAAGGCAAAAUCAAAAUACACAAGUGAAGCUGCUGCGCACUAGCAUUGCGCAACAGAUGGAUAAAUUGCUGGAUGAGCGGAGGCGCUACGAGGCAAUACGGGAGUACGCAAAAGCGCAGUAUCCCGGCUGUGAUGUGAUGUUGUAUGUCAGGGUAUAA